Messenger RNA from Cooperia oncophora, 234 nucleotides. The record is from the annotation of a GenBank genome assembly. Lineage: Eukaryota; Metazoa; Nematoda; Chromadorea; Rhabditida; Trichostrongylidae.
AUGGUAAUUGGAGGAAAGCCUCCCGCCAAGGACGACUCGAUGACCGAUCCAGCGGCACCGGCGACUCCGGCUAUUCACGAGGAAUUGCUCGAGAUCGAUGAAGAUUUCUCAGAGCACUUUGAUACCUGGGGAUCUCUCCGCCGCCUCAUCACUGAGAGUCGAGCUCAUUUACGUGUGGUCGAGAAGAGCAUAUCUAGCUGUGAAGUGGACGAAGCGCAGUUGGUCAGUGUGUAG